Molecule: messenger RNA, 1326 nt
Organism: Pichia membranifaciens NRRL Y-2026
Lineage: Eukaryota; Fungi; Ascomycota; Pichiomycetes; Pichiales; Pichiaceae
Exons: 1
Coding region: 1-1326 (441 amino acids)
Source: RefSeq, a predicted model, not a curated record
AUGUCGCUUGCAUUGGAGCUAUUGGACCGCAGAAAUAAAGCGUUUGGGGCGCAGAGCCAAAUGUGCGAGUCGAGCAACGCCGCUGAGCUUUGCGCGUUUCUACAGCAAGAGUACGAGGACUACGACGAUGCCCGGUAUGACGAGUCCGGUUGCGACAACGAGUUUGUGGACUGCUACGUGAGACGUUUGAACGACGUGGUGAAAGUGGGCCGGAUCGGGUACAGCGGACGCACGCAGGGCCGGGACGAGAGCCCUGCAGACGCCGUCGAGUUGAACAUCCUCAUCGAGAAGAGCCUGCUCGAGUAUGAGCUCAGGUUAGCGGAGAAAGUGCCCAGGGGCGACAGUGGCAAGAGCACCGAGGGUAACCGGAAGAAACUGGUGUUUGACGUCGAGCGGUUGGGAGAGGUGUUGAGCGGAGCCGGAGACGAUGGCAGUGACAGCGAUCUGGCGUUACUCAGACACUACGUCGAGUUGCUGAAGCUCGGGUACGCCCCGGAGCUCGCUGCAAACAGGAACGGCGGCGGCCAGAACGCUUCAGAGAAUACACUCAUGGACGAGCUGGUGUCGACGCUGCUCUCGCUCGCCGUGCAGCGGAACGUGUCGCUGCCGCCGCUGGACACGAAGGCGGCGGAGAGCAUGGAUGGCCGCAUCGGCUGGUUCAAGGAAUGCAUAUACAAGGUUGCCGGAGCGGCAGAAGGCCCGCGAGAUCGAAACCAGGACUCCGGCGCCGCCAGCGCAAGCAGAAGCGCCGCCGGAGACGACGACGAGAACUACAGAGCACUCAGAGACCUCCAGUUUGCCCACACGUAUCUUACAAAGAAGUACGAGGAAGAGGUUUCGCAGCACGGCCAGGCGAUGAACAGCAUGGUUGCCAAGUACCAGCAGUGCGAGGACCUGCUCAAACAGAGCAACUUCGAGCUCUCGAAGGUGUCGAACCAGCUGCUCCGUCUCGAGCUCCAGAACGCCGAGCUCACCAAGAAGCUCGACGCCCGCACAAAGGACGCCCACGAGCUGCAAUUGAAGAACAACCUGCUCCGGGUCGACUACCUCGGCCUUGCGCCGGCCACGACCCCGCCGGCGUCUGCCGACUCCGCCGAGGCUCCCGCAGACUCGCUGUCGCUGUCGCUGCCGUCGCCGGCGUCGUCUGCCUCCUCGGCAACCAUGCCAUCGUCCUCCGUCAGCGUCCGCAUCCUCCGCAUGGAGUUCAAGAAGCUCGUCGAGCAGAUGAACGCCCGCUUCGCCCGGGAGCUGGAGACGGAGCAGACCGAGAAACGGCGUCUCGAGGAGCUCGUCGAAUUGCACCGCCAGCGAGGCGCCGAGCGGUGA